Messenger RNA from Pocillopora damicornis (cauliflower coral), 1823 nucleotides. RefSeq lists its product as uncharacterized. Gene Ontology annotation, biological process: DNA repair; RNA repair; RNA processing. The record is from RefSeq and is a predicted model, not a curated record. Gene Ontology annotation, molecular function: RNA ligase activity; manganese ion binding; DNA ligase activity. NCBI's taxonomy places the organism in Eukaryota, Metazoa, Cnidaria, Anthozoa, Scleractinia, Pocilloporidae.
AUGUCUUGUUGGAAGAUAGCACGUUCCUUUUCGUUGCGAAUUGGUCGUAAACAGCUGAUUUCUUUAUUCAGAGGUAGAUUGGCGAUCAAAAGGAGGUUAAGUUACGUGGUUCUUGGCGAGGGGGAGAGUAAUGGUGUGCCAGUUAAAGCAUGGGUGAAAGGUGUUCCUGUGGAAAAGGAUGCUGCUGACCAGCUUUGCUCUCUGGCCAAAUUGCCAAUAAUCCACUCACAUGUUGCAGCUAUGCCUGACAUGCAUCUUGGGAAGGGAGCAUGUGUGGGCUGUGUGGUGGCUACUGUUGAUGCAAUCAUUCCAGCGGCAGUAGGAGUGGACAUUGGAUGUGGAAUGAUGGCAGUAAGGACAACAAUAACUGCAGAACAGCUGCCAGAUUCACUGAAGAACCUUAGGAGGGCUAUUGAGCAGGCUGUACCACAUGGACGAACCCAUCAGGGUGGUAAAGGUGACCUAGGCGCCUGGAAGGCCAGAGAAAUUCCUGACUAUGUGAUGAAUGAGUGGAAUAAACUAAAAAAAGAGUAUGAAUUCAUCUGCAGUCGCCAGCCAUUGGCCAAGGCACAGAACACUGUCAAUCAUCUGGGGACUCUAGGAACAGGAAAUCACUUUAUUGAGAUGUGUCUUGACGAGGAAAACAGGGUGUGGUUUAUGCUGCAUUCAGGGUCACGAGGCCCAGGCAACAGGAUCGGCACAGUUUUUAUUGAACUCGCCAAGAAAGACAUGAUGAAACUGGACAAGCAAAUCAAGGUUGAUAGAGAUCUCGCUUACCUCAGAGAGGGAACGAAAAACUUCGACGACUACGUAUUUGCCGUUAAUUGGGCACAAAAAUUUGCUCGGCUGAAUCGUAAUUUAAUGAUGACCAAUGUGCUCAAGGCAGCACAGUCUUGUAACGAUAUGCCGGCCUUCAAUGUGGAUCCGUCCAGCAAGGCUGUCAACUGUCAUCACAAUUACGUCAAGGUGGAGACACACUUUGGAAGAGAAGUGUUUCUCACAAGAAAGGGCGCGGUUUCCGCUCGUCAGGGUGAGUUAGGCAUUAUACCAGGGUCCAUGGGCGCGCGGUCGUUCAUUGUCAGAGGCAAGGGAAAUCCUGAGGCUUUUCACAGCUGUAGCCACGGUGCCGGCCGUGUCAUGUCACGAGCUAAAGCCAAGAAAAUGUUCACAAUUGACGAUCACGUGCAGGCGACACGAGACGUGGAGUGUCGUAAGGAUGCUGACGUGAUUGACGAAACACCAAUGGCUUACAAGGACAUCGAUGACGUCAUGGCAGCACAGAGUGACUUGGUGGAUGUAGUUCACACGCUGAAGCAAGUGGUUUGUGUGAAGGGAUGAUGAACGCUGUGAUACAGUAUGAGCUGUCGGGCACUUUGCACUACUACACUACACGUGACUUGCUGCGGUAGCCUCCUGCGUUAUGCUUCGUAGGUUGUCACGCAAUGUUUCCGUUUGAAAGGAAUGCACGAAGAAAGUCUGGAAAGGUGCUGGUCUAAGCCUGUAUUUUACACGUCAUGUAAUUCUAGUGGUUUGUCAACGUUUUAAAUGCAGGCCUCAGAAAAUUUCGUGCGAAGGUUACUAGUAUAUGGUAGGAACGGGACAGAACAUACGCUUUGGAACAUUCACUCAUUGAGAAAGGAAGCUAGUCGGAAAAUUCUGAUGCUAAGCAUUUUAAUAUCAAGUGUAUGCAACGCCAAGUUUAACGCUCGCUUUAGUUAGAGGACGAAUACAACUAUCAAGUGAAUUCCUAGGCUAUCGGAAUUGAAUAACAAUUUUGCGACAGGCCGUCCUAUUGGUGAAUAAAUUUUGGUCAAGUCUGUAAA